AUGCAGGGGUCUGGGGGCACACCAGGGGGGAACAGGACCUACUUCCCCUUCUUCUCAGACUUCAGGGGCCGCAACGUGACGGCCCUGCGCGUCAGUGAGUCGUCCGCCCUGGCCUCCAUCUUCCUGCUGGCCUUGGCGGGAAACAUCUGGGGCAUCUGCCUGCUGGUGCAGCGGCGGCACCGGCUGUGCGCCGCCAACUGCCUCGUCCUCAACCUCUUCUGCGCCGACCUGCUCUUCAUCACCGCCAUCCCCUUCAUUGCCGUCGUGCGCUGGACCGAGUCCUGGGUGCUGGGCGACGUCGUCUGCCACAUGCUCUUCUACGUGGUGAGCCUCAGCGGCACCGUCGUCAUCCUCUCCCUCUCGGCCGUCAGCCUGGAGCGCGUCGUCAGCAUCGCCCGGCUGCGCCACGCCGCCUUCCGCCGCCGCAAGGCGCUGGCCGCCGCCCUCCUCCUCAUCUGGGGCUUCGCCGCCCUCGCCACCGUCCCGCUCUGCUGCUUCUUCACCGUGGUGCGGCUGCCCGCCGCCGCCGGCGAGGAGAUUCAGAUUUGCACCUUGGUUUGGCCCAGCACUGCAGGAGAAAUAGUUUGGGAUGUGACCUUUGCCAUUGUUUUCUUUCUAAUACCAGGAUUAGUCAUUGUCAUCAGUUAUUCCAAAAUCUUACAGAUUACAAAAGCAUCAAGAAGGAGUUUAAAUGCUGGUUUAGCCUACUCAGAAAAUCAUCAGGUUCGUGUUUCCCAGCAAGACUACAAGCUAUUCCGAGCCCUCUUUGUGUUGAUGAUCUCUUUCUUCAUCAUGUGGAGCCCGAUUAUAAUAAUUAUUCUUCUAAUUUUAGUCCAGAACUACAAACAAGAUUUAAAUAUUUUGCCAUCAGUUUUCUUCUGGAUAAUGUUAUUCACUUUUGCCAACUCUGCUGUCAAUCCAAUUUUGUAUAAUGUUGCCCAUUUCAGACGUAAAUGUCAGGAAAUUCUUCUCUGCUGUACAGGGAGCCCUGUAAGGCAUGGGGCUGGUACAGAAACCACUGCAAGAAGAAGUAACCAUGAACAACCACAUUUGUCUUUCAUUACCAGAUAAUUAUUUAAAGUCUGAGCUGUGCCACACUUUGGAUGUUAAUGUCUACACUAUCCCAGGUUGAAUAGGUCACUAUGUUAUAGUAUUAUAUGCCAGAGAAGGGAAAAAAAAGCUAAAUCUGUAUUUUUAAUUCCUGCAGGUAAAAUUCUCUUGACUUCACUGCUUUGCCUCAGUAAGAUUUGGACAAUUUAAUCCAAUGGACUGAAUUCUCCACUUACACUGAAAUAACUAGGAAUAUGGCAGUGAACUUGGUGAAUGUAAAAUAGUUGAAAUAAGUACUUACCAGACAAAUUAAUUUCUGUGAGGGUACAUUUUCAGUUGGCAUAAAUGUCAUUAACUUUAAUGAAGUCAUAGUGAAUCUAUAUCA
Messenger RNA from Gymnogyps californianus (California condor), 1435 nucleotides. RefSeq names its product free fatty acid receptor 4 (gene FFAR4). The record is from RefSeq and is a predicted model, not a curated record. Gene Ontology annotation, biological process: G protein-coupled receptor signaling pathway. Lineage: Eukaryota; Metazoa; Chordata; Aves; Accipitriformes; Cathartidae. Gene Ontology annotation, cellular component: membrane. Gene Ontology annotation, molecular function: peptide binding; G protein-coupled receptor activity. Bases 1 to 1071 code for a protein of 356 amino acids. The transcript has 3 exons.